AUGGAAGCGAUUGGGCGAGAGAAUCGCUUGAGCACCUCAGAGGCCAUGAUGGAGAUCGUGUACACCACAUCGCAGGCAGGCACUGUCUUGCAGUUGCAGACAGCCUUGGCGAUGAUUCAGGUCAGAUUUGGUUGUCCCUUCCACUUCAUCCACUUCGUGGUGGUCAUUGUGGAGCACAUCUUCUUCCAUUACAUGGUGCAGUUCAAAUUUGCUUGGCUGCACAAGCUUUAUCAUGAAGUGCAGCCCUUUCAUCGCCUUGUUCACUUGGAGCAUCACAUUUGCAAAGGUACAUACCCAACGACACCAGCAGCAGGGCUUUGGGAAGGAUGGGUUGAAGGAGGCACCCUAUUCUUCUGCAACACCCUCGCUUGUGUUCCAUAUUUUCUCUUCCAUGCAGCCUAUUCUGGUCCCAAUGUAGUGACGCACAAUGUGUGGCCACACAAAUCCUUGAUCCAAUGGCACACUCUUCACCAUGUUGUGCACAGCGACAUCUAUGCUGUCAAUGUCCCCAGUGAAAGCGACGAGAAGUUUUCCAGGGAUAUCAAGCAUUACAAGGAGCGGCUGAGCCAGUACUCUCCCUUCAUCAAGUACAAGUUCCCCUCAGACCUGGCAGGCUUUGCAAUGACGUUCAUCGUAGGUUUGGUUUUGCAUCAGUGCGGCGUUGGGCUUUUCCAUGUGUGGCACGAGCGAGAGCUGCACUUCGCCUGA
Durusdinium trenchii is the source of this 708-nucleotide messenger RNA. Lineage: Eukaryota; Dinophyceae; Suessiales; Symbiodiniaceae. The record is from the annotation of a GenBank genome assembly.